AUGGCCACCACAGCCUGGGACGGAGAUGAUUUCGAGGUGCUGGCGCCCAUCGACACGAAGCCCUGUCAGGCCGGUGCGCUCCAGAACUGGCUGAAUGCCCGUCGCCGUGCGACGCUUGAGCUGAGCGCAGGGACAGUUCUGACCGGCUUCUCCUUCGGAGCUCCGGUGUCGGUCUCUGGCGAGGUGGUCUUCAACACGGGCAUGGUGGCCUACCCGGAGUCCCUCACGGACCCGUCCUAUGCAGGUCAGAUCCUGGUCUUCACCUACCCACUCGUGGGAAAUUAUGGGAUCCCUUCCGACGACCCGGACGACCUGGGCUUGUCGAAGUGGUUCGAAAGCGACCGAAUCCACGUGAAGGCCGUGGUGAUCUCGGACUACUCUUAUGAGCCCUCUCACUACUCCUGCGUGCGCACGCUGGGGGACUGGCUAAGCCGCCAGGGUGUGCCGGGCAUCUACGGCGUGGACACGCGCAUGAUCACCAAGAUCAUCCGCCAGGAGGGAGCCAUGCUUGGCCGCCUAUUGGUGAACGGCAGCGACGGUUGCCAUCCCGCCAUUCCUUUCGAGGACCCCAACACAAGAAACCUGGUGGCGGAGGUCUCCCGCUCUCAGAAGCAGACUUUCGCACAGGCAGCGCAGGGCCAGAAGGAGGUGCAGAUCAUUGCCGUGGACUGCGGCAUGAAGAACAACAUUAUCCGCUGCCUGGUGGCUCUUGGGGUUCGACUGACCGUGGUUCCUUGGGACUACGACUUCACCCAGGACCACUUCGAUGGCCUCUUCCUCAGCAACGGUCCUGGAGAUCCCAGCCAGUGCGCCCAGACGAUCCGACAUGUGAGGACGGUGAUGCAGCAGCGCCCCAACACACCCAUCUUCGGCAUCUGCCUGGGCAACCAGAUCUUGGCCCUUGCGGCUGGGGCGAAGACUUUCAAGAUGAAGUUCGGGAACCGUGGGAUGAACCAGCCCGUCGUGGACCUCCGCACGCAGCGCUGCUACAUCACUGCUCAGAAUCACGGCUUCGCCGUAGACGCCCAGUCCCUUCCCACCGGCUGGGUGCCUCUGAUGGUCAACGCGAACGACGGCACCAACGAAGGCAUCAUCCACAGCUCACGGCCCUGGUUCUCCGUCCAGUUCCACCCCGAGGCCUGCGGCGGGCCCAUGGACACGGACUUCCUUUUCAAGCAGUUCUUGCAGUUCAUCGCAGAGCCCGCCUCCACGGCCGUGACGACCAUCCCUUACUCCCUGCCGCUGAGCUAUCGCAAGGUGCUGGUGCUGGGCUCCGGCGGUCUGACGAUCGGCCAGGCAGGAGAGUUCGAUUACUCGGGCAGCCAGGCGCUGAAGGCCCUGAAGGAGGCCGGCAUCAUGUCCGUGCUGAUCAACCCGAACAUCGCCACCGUUCAGACCUCUGCGGGCAUGGCGGACCGCGUUUACUUCCUGCCUGUGACCCCUGAGUUCGUGACCAAGGUCAUCGACCGGGAGCGCCCGGACGGCAUCUUCGUGUCCUUCGGCGGCCAGACGGCCCUGAACUGCGCGUGCAGGCUCCACGAGCAGGGGGUCUUUGAUCGCUUCAACGUGCAGGUGCUGGGCACCCCCAUCGAGGCCAUCAUCAAGACGGAGGACCGCGACCUCUUCAGCCAGGUGGUGGACGCCUGCGGCGAGCGGAUCGCCGAGAGCAGCUGCUGCGGGUCGGUGGCGGAAGCAGUCCAUGCCGCAGAGCAGAUUGGCUACCCGGUGCUGGUGCGGGCCGCAUUCGCCCUUGGCGGGCUGGGCAGCGGCUUCGCCGACAACGAGAACGAGCUUAGGAAGCUGGUGACGGUGGCUUUGGUCAACAGCCCCCAGGUGAUCAUCGACAAGUCCUUGAAGGGUUGGAAGGAGCUGGAGUACGAGGUGGUGCGAGACAAGAACGACAACUGCAUCACGGUGUGCAACAUGGAAAACUUGGACCCCAUGGGCAUCCAUACAGGCGAGUCCAUUGUCAUCGCACCCUCACAGACGCUGAACAACGAGGAGUACUACCGGCUCCGGCAGUGUGCCUUGAAGAUCAUCCGGCACUUGGGCAUCGUGGGCGAAUGCAACAUCCAGUAUGCGGUCGAUCCCAAAAGCUCUCAGUUCCGCAUCAUCGAGGUGAAUGCCAGGCUCUCGCGCAGCAGUGCCCUUGCCUCCAAGGCCACGGGGUAUCCUCUGGCCUACGUGGCUGCCAAGCUUGCGCUGGGCCAUGACUUGGCGCAGCUUCGCAACAGCGUGACACGAUGCACCACUGCCUGCUUCGAGCCAUCUUUGGACUAUGUGGUAGCCAAGGUGCCCCGCUGGGACCUCCAGAAGUUCUCCACGGUGGACGCCCGCAUCGGCUCCGCCAUGCAGAGCGUGGGUGAGGUCAUGGCCAUCGGCCGAACCUUCGAGGAGACCAUCCAAAAGGCCCUGCGCAUGGUUGACGAGGCAAGCCCAGGCUUCGACCCAGCGCGCUAUGAGAUUGAGCUGGAAAGGCGAGGGAUCAGUGCAUUGCCGGGGCCGGAGUUGGAGAAGGAGGUGAAGAAGGAGCUCAGCAACCCCACCCCGGUAAGGCUUUGGGCUGUUGCGAAGGCUUUCGAGCUUGGCAUGGACGUGGCGGAUGUCCAUCGCCUCACCAACAUCGACCGCUGGUUCCUGGCCAAGCUCCAUGGCCUGCACCAGCUCAAGGUGGCCCUGCGUCUCAUGGACUUCUACGAGCUCCGAAGCCAUCCCGCGGUCCUGCGCGAGGCGAAGUGCCGCGGCUUCUCGGACUGCCAGAUUGCAGCGCUGGUCUCGGCUCCAGCGCUGGUGCACAUGGAGAUGUCCCCUCGGCUGCUGCCGACGGACUUCGGGGCAAGCCGCUACACCGGCGGUCCUGUGACAGAGGCCCACAUCCGGCACUUGCGCAGGAGUGCGGGCAUAGUUCCCAAAGUAAAGCAAAUCGACACGCUGGCGGCAGAGUUCCCGGCAGAGACGAACUACCUCUACCUGACCUACAGCGGCGAGGAACACGAUGUGGAGCUGCCCGGCAGCCAGGCGCCCACAGACGACGACUGCUUGCCCCCGCUGUCACUGCAGCCGUCCAUACCGGAGCCAAUGUCACUGCAGACCCCAGAGAGCCAGAAGGCGGAGAAGGAGUCCAGGGUGGUGGUCUUGGGCUGCGGGCCUUACAGGAUCGGUAGCAGCGUGGAGUUCGACUGGUGCAGCGUUUCCUGCGUGCGCACGCUGCGGAAGUUGGGUCACAAGGCCGUGGUGGUGAACUGCAACCCCGAGACUGUGUCGACGGAUUUCGACGAGUCCGACCGGCUGUACUUCGAAGAGCUAAGCCACGAGCGCGUGCUGGACAUCGCAGAGUUGGAGACGCCGCGGGGUAUGGUGGUGUCCGUGGGCGGGCAGACGCCAAACAACUUGGCCCUCGGCUUGCACCACUGCGGCGUGCGCAUUCUGGGCACCUCCGUUGAGGCCAUCGACACAUGCGAGGACCGCAAGAAGUUCAGCCAGCUCUGUGAUCAGCUUCGCAUCGACCAGCCUCAGUGGUCCCAGUUCGAGACUUUGGGGGAGGCCCGCAACUUCUGUCGAUCCGCAGGCUUCCCGGUGCUGGUCCGGCCCUCCUACGUGCUCAGUGGCGCGGCCAUGCGCGUGGUCACCAACGACUCCGAGCUCGAAGUCUUCCUGAAGACGGCCGCCGUGGUCAGCCGCGACCACCCCGUAGUGAUUUCCAAGUACAUCACCGGUGCGAAGGAGGUGGAGCUGGAUGCCGUGGGCAGAGCCGGCGAGCUCGUGAACUAUGCGAUCGCCGAGCACAUCGAGAACGCCGGCGUGCACAGUGGGGAUGCCUCCCUCCUGCUGCCGGCGCAGCGGCUUUUCGUGGAGACGCACCGCAAGGUGAAGAGUAUCUCGCAAAAGCUGUGCAAGGCUCUGAAGAUUUCGGGACCCUUCAACAUCCAGUUCAUCUGCAAGGACAACGAGGUGAAGGUCAUUGAGUGCAAUUUGAGGGCCUCGCGGUCCAUGCCCUUCAUCUCCAAGACCUACAACGUGAACUUCAUCGAGCUCGCGACUCGCGUCAUGGUGGGCAUGCCAGUGCGCUCAGCGGUCAUCCAGCCGAUGGACAUCGACUUCGUGGCCUGCAAAGCGCCCAUGUUUUCCUUCGGGCGCUUGAAGAACUCCGAUCCUCGGCUGGGCGUGGAGAUGUCCUCCACAGGUGAGGUAGCCUGCUUCGGCAUGAACGCCUACGAGGCGUUCCUGAAGAGCAUGGUGGCCGCGAAUUUCAAGCUUCCCUCGCAGAGCAUCCUCUUGUCGCUGGGUUCCCCGGCAGCGAAGAGCGAGUUCGUGAGCUCCGGGGCGGCCCGGCAGCUCCUGGAGAUGGGCUAUUCCCUCUACGCCACCAAGGGCACGCAUGAGCACCUCGUAGGCGCCGGGCUGCAGAGCAGCAUGGUCUUCAAGCCUCUGGUGAAGAGGGAGCCGAACGCCGCCACGCUCCUGCAGGGACGCAAAGUCGACCUGGUCAUCAACGUGCCCGACUCCAUGGACUCGGAUGCUCUCACGGACGGCUUCAGGAUCCGUCGGGGCGCUGUGGACUCAGGCACGUCGCUGAUCACGGACAUCAAGACCGCCAUCUUCAUGUGCCACGCCCUGCACCGGAAGUGGACGAGGGAGGCGAGCGGCAAGCCCUUCUGGGACAUCUGCUCUUGGCAGGAGUAUGUUGACAUCGUCGAGAGGCUCAACUAA
Molecule: messenger RNA, 4710 nt
Organism: Symbiodinium necroappetens
Lineage: Eukaryota; Dinophyceae; Suessiales; Symbiodiniaceae
Source: the annotation of a GenBank genome assembly